AUGCCACGCCAUACAGGAGAGUUUUUGAGAGACAGUAAAACUUCAAGGAUAAAUGACAGCAUAAUAAAGCCAAAUAAUCAUAGCUCAGAGGAAGAAUUCUUAUCAUCACAAGAUUCUCUUGAUUCCUCAGUUACUCAAGAUACCAGAAUUAGAUCCACUUCAGAAUCAGAAGUACAUGACAGUGGGUGUGAACCCAGCAAGGCUCAGUUCUUAACUUCAACAAAUUCUCUAGACGUAGGAAAAACCACUAUGUUUCAAGAAUUCUACCAUUGUGUAAAUGGAGUAUCAAUGUUGGAAGAGAGAACCAAUGGAAAGCUACAACAACGUGUGAAACAGAGCUCAAGAGUAGGCAGAAAUGAUAUUCACAGUUUCCACCCAGCAUCUGGCCAUCCUUGCAGCUUUGGAAAUCCACAAAAGCAACAACUGUCAGUAGCCACUCCAACAAACUAUGAAUCAUAUUACUCAUACAUACAAGGUCUGAACACUUUUCAAAUGAAUGGCGAGGAGUUUUCUUGGCCUAACACUGCUUCCAUACACAAUGAAUUUCAAAACAACACUUAUAUGAGAUUUGGCAUCACCGGAGUUGGAGAUAGUGUGGAUAAACCCACUGAGAUGCAGCAUGAAAAUGGAACAUUAGGGUGUCCAGAGUUACCAACUAUGAACCUUUACAGACAAUUAAGCGAACACUCAGCCUUUAUAGGAAAUACUCCUCAAUCUAGAUCUAAUACAAACUAUAAUCAAACUUCACCUAACCACCACCUUGAGGGUCAGAAAACCUUCCAAUCAGAGGGCAAAACAUAUGUAGAAUCAUCACAUAAUUCUCACAUAUUGGGCAAAGAGCGAGGAAUGAACAACAUGCUAGCUGAACGAAUUAAGGAAUUCCUGAAUAGACUGGUUAGAGAUCAUGGAAGCAUUGACCUUGAAUGGUUAAGACAUGCUCCCCCUGAUAAAGUAAAGGACUAUCUGCUAAGCAUGAGAGGGUUGGGGUUAAAAAGUGUGGAAUGUGUACGGCUUCUAACACUUCAUCAUCUUGCUUUCCCAGUUGACACCAAUGUUGGAAGGAUAGCCGUUAGACUUGGAUGGCCAAAGAACUAUCAAUAUCAAGACAUACUCAUGUUGGUUUUGGUAGAAGCUUUAUGA
Messenger RNA from Lathyrus sativus (Indian pea), 1140 nucleotides. The record is from the annotation of a GenBank genome assembly. NCBI's taxonomy places the organism in Eukaryota, Viridiplantae, Streptophyta, Magnoliopsida, Fabales, Fabaceae.